GAUGUCACAGCGGCUGCCAAACGGUCUGUCAAACAAGUCUAAAGUUGGAGGACGGGAGAGGAGGAUGAAUUCAGUGAUGAGAAUACGGCAGCUGGAAGAAACGCGCGGUGUGUGUGGAGCCUCUAUUGCAGAAUGAUGACCGGACGUUGUAUUUUUGGCGGAUAUCAGGCAGCAGCGGCGGCAGCGGGGAGGCUGCUGUGAGGCGGAGGAGCGGGCUAACUGUCCCUCUAGCUGCUGCUAGCCAGUUAGCGAGCGAGUUAGCAUUAAGCGGUCUGCUACUGUUAGCAUUGAGUGUCUGCUUUGAAACGUUGGCCAGCUCCCUCCGAGUUUGACUGCAGGCCAGAAGAUCCAGAAGAGUCUGGUUCUCCUGAAGAGGACAUCAUGGACUACAAGGACAAAGUACAGAUGAGGCAUAACCCUCGCAGACAGCUGAAGAAGCUGAGCGAGGACAGUCUCACCAAGCAGCCAGAGGAAGUCUUUGAUGUCCUGGAGAAGCUGGGUGAAGGGUCUUACGGCUGCGUAUUUAAAGCUCAUUAUAAAGAAACAGGGGAGAUCGUAGCCAUCAAACAAGUUCCUGUGGAGUCUGAUCUGCAAGAGAUCAUCAAGGAGAUCUCCAUCAUGCAGCAGUGUAACAGUCCCCACGUGGUGCGCUACUACGGCAGCUACUUCAAAAACACAGACCUGUGGAUCGUCAUGGAAUAUUGUGGCGCUGGGUCCGUAUCUGAUAUCAUCCGAAUACGUAACAAGACGCUCAAAGAAGAGGAGAUAGCCACCAUCCUUCAGUCCACUCUGAAGGGUCUGGAGUAUCUUCACUUCAUGAGGAAGAUCCACAGAGACAUCAAAGCAGGCAACAUCCUCCUGAACACGGAGGGUCAGGCCAAACUGGCCGACUUUGGAGUUGCUGGACAGCUCACAGACACGAUGGCGAAACGAAACACUGUCAUCGGCACGCCGUUCUGGAUGGCUCCAGAAGUCAUACAGGAGAUCGGAUAUAACUGUGUGGCAGAUAUCUGGUCUCUGGGAAUUACAGCUAUAGAAAUGGCUGAGGGCAAGCCACCCUACGCGGACAUACACCCAAUGAGGGCCAUCUUCAUGAUUCCCACAAACCCUCCCCCAACCUUUCGGAACCCGGAUCUGUGGUCUCCGGGCAUCCGGGACUUUGUCAGCCAGUGUUUAGUGAAGAACCCAGAAAACAGAGCUACGGCCACACAGCUGUUACAGCAUCCGUUUAUUAAGUCGGCCAAGCCCAAUUCCAUCCUCAGAGCUUUGAUCACAGACGCCAUGGAGAUCAAACUGAAGAGACAGGAGGAAGAACAAAGAGAGCAGGAUGCAGACGACGAUGAGAAUUCGGAUGAAGAUGAGGUUGACCAGGGGACGAUGGUUCGGGCAGGCACGGGUGACUCAGGAACCAUCCGGGCUGCCGGUUCUUUAGGAAGUUCUCUUGGAAGCACCGCAGGAACAAUGAUUGAACACGAUGACACGGGAACCUUACAGUCACAGCUGGGCACCAUGGUCAUCAACUCUAAUGAUGACGAGGACGAUUAUGAUGACGAAGAUGCUGGCACUAUGAAAAGGCGAGAUGAGACCAUGCAGCCUGUCAAGCCUGUCAAGCCGUCCUUCCUGGAGUACUUCGAGCAGAAGGAGAAGGAGGCGAACAUUCAUAAUGACGGAGGAGGAAAAGGACAAAACAACGCCGAUAACCGCAAACUGCCCGGAGAAGGAGAUCUUGAAGUGGUAAGCACGUGGUCGGUGGAGGAGCUGCGGCUGAAGCUCUCCUCUCUGGACCCUCAGAUGGAGCAGGAGAUCGAGGAGAUCCGCCAGCGCUACCAGGCCAAGAGGCAGCCCAUCCUCGACGCCAUCGAGGCCAAAAAACGAAGGCAGCCGAACUUCUGAGAAGUUCUGGAGGAUUUCUCUCACGUUUUCUGCAGCAGUUUGGAGGAACGUCACCGAGGCUGCUGGAGUUUCCACGUGAUGUGACGUUUGGGGAGCGAGGAUUAUCGCGUUGGACGUCUGCCUGCUGAGUUUUUGGACCUUUGUCUAAGAAAAACUGUAGAAAAGCUGUUCAGCUGAAUAUCAUUGACAUUUAUUUUGUCUGCUUGAGAAGCAUGAUCCUUCUGUUUGUGGCAUUUGUUUUCAUUUCAGUAUCAUCAGCAGCAGUUUUGGACUCGAGUUUCUUUCUGCUUAUUUCAAGCUUGCACACAGUUGUUUUAAGCAUACGGUGAACAUACUUGGAGACCGUCAGGUCCUGUCUGUAAUCAUGUGGUACAUCAUCAUUUGAACUGCUGACUGUUAAACUUCGGUACUCGUCUAUUACUUAAGUUCUUGCCAUCAUUGUUGGUGAAGCUGCUGAGCUUUUCUAGGUUUCUGCGUCAGACAGCGAGGUGUUUUAUAGAACAGGAUGAAUCCUCAUUCUUGAAAAAUGCACACAAGUUUAACAUGGACAGUGGAUAAAACUGGGUUCUGCCGGCAAGUCUGCUUUUCCAAAGAUCUCUAAAAGACAACAAAUCACUGAAUUUGAAUUCAUAGCUAAAAGCAGAGGAGAUAACGGUUCAGUUUUUCUCCUCUUCCACUCGACUGGUCAUCUGAGAGAUGUUGCACAUAUUCUGUGUUUCCACACAGUUUGCUCUGAACUCCAAAGCUAAGCUUUCUUUCGAAGCUGCUUGAGAAAACUCUCUAAAUUGGUACAUGUCCCUGCGUUUCUGUUUUCUACAUUUCAUAACUUCACAGCCUUUGGUGUUACAUUGAAGUCCUACUCAUUAUAUCGGACUUUGUGUUUGUGCCUCGCGACCAAACUGUUACUAGAUCUUUUCUUUUGUCUUUGAUCUUCUGUCGGCUGAAGCACAUUUCUCUCACUUCCUGCAGCUGCAGCAUGAAGCCAGCCUGCAGAAUUACUUCAGUAAAGAAGACAGAAAAAUGGGAUCAGUUAGUGCAGAGUGUGGUUCGUGAACCAGACGUAUUCUUUGCUUUGUAGAGCACAUCAUUUCACUUUUUUCCAGUUUUAUAUUUAGAUGCAAAGUAAUGUUUCACUUUUAUAAGAUUAUGCGAUCGUCAUCUCAGCUCUUGGGCCAGUUAAUGAGGAGUGUUUACAGUUCACAGAUGAUGAUUCUGCUCUCUGAUUGGUUUGUUCGGUUGGGUUUCGGUUAUCUGUCGGCUCGUGGGUCAGAAGAUGAAUCUGACAGGUUGAGAUGAUCAAAAAGAAAAGAAAAAAGAAAUCUGGCUACAUAAAAUUACAAGUCUGUAGUACUAUGUCAAUAUUUAGUAAAUGUUUCUAACACACUGUAAAUUAGGAGUUAAAAGACAUUUUCAAGUGUUUCCAGUUUGUGUCGACAUUCAUAACUCCUGUGAAGACACUCUGCAGUUUUACAGUAUGUCAUCAGUAUCCUGUCAUUACAGCACAGGAGGAGUUAUUGUUGUCGACAUGCAGACUAAAUGAAGUGCCCUUUUUAUUUUUUUAUACUUUUCCUUUGAGUGGGCCUCAGAGUGUAACACGGGGCACAGUGGCCGCCUGGCAGCUUGUUUGGCUCGUCCUCAGAUGAACUUCGCUCACUGUUCUCGUUAAACUGAAGCAAAACUGUUCUUGUUGUACAGAAACUCAGACACAUUUUCCUGAGUGAAGUGGAGUGUGUGGAGCUAGGGGGCUAAAAUUAUUGAGCUCUACACAGAAAAUCCCUCAUUUUACUUUUUUGUUUGUUUGUUUUUUGAUAAAAUAAAAUUACACUCAGGCCAUUGAAUUUUUCUUACAGUGAAGCAGAUUUUUUUUUUUUUCUUUCAAGUUAAAAUGUUCGCAUUGUGCUAAAGCGUGCUGAUUGGUCAGUUAAGAAUUUGAAACAGGGCAGCCCCCUCGACUGUGCCCGUUUCCAGAGCAGUGUGGGUAAACCACAGCACAAACAGAAGCAGCCAGCUGUGAUUGGAGAUGACGGUAUCUAAAAAUCUCUCCUGCUCGCUUCAUGACUGAAAUCAAAGCUGCUGAGACUCGUGGUGCACGCUCCUGUGACGUCUCUAAUACUUACAAAAAGGUAUUUUACUUCAACUGAACUUGUUUAAAAAAUAUUUAGAGAGAAAGUAGAAUUAUAUACACUCUCCUGCCCUUCUGUCAAAAAUGUUGACCCUGCAAAUUUUACAUUUUUGGCUGCAGCUCAAUGAAGUCUCAUUCAUUUUGGAUCGUCUCAGCAUGACUCCCUACAAAGAGAGGGAGGUCUCCAUAAAUUAGACGUUCUCUGACAGUGCCUUAUUCUCGAUUAGCCAAGUGACCAAUCACAGCAGAGACAGGUGACUAAUCACAGCAGGGCCAGAGGUUCUGUAUCAGUGAAGCCUGUGAGGAAAAUCAUGCAUUCUUUAACAUUAAACAUGCAAACGUAGUCUGCUGCAAAAUAAAACGAUGAAACUGUAAAUGAGCAUAUCGUGGGCACUUGUAACAUUACAGUGUGUUAGAAACCAUUAAUGUCUCCUUAUAAAUGUUUGGCAUGUGGACGAUAGAAGAGAAGAUCUAAUCUUUCUUUUAUCAGUUUACUUGGUAACUCUUCCAUAUCUCCAAAAAGUCAUUUUUUGAAAGCACAGAUGACAGUUUGUAAGUAAAACAUGAAGUUUGGGAUCCUAAAACUUCUGAAUUUUGAUGUUCUGAUUGUUGAUUGCACCAAAAUGUGAAAUAUGAGCACAUUUGCCUUUUUGUUUAACCACCAGUGCCCCUCUUAUUGUUUGGAUUUUCAUUUCAGAUCCAGUAUUUUUCUUUAUCUCUCCUAAAAUAAGCUCUAAAAAAAACCAGACCUGGUUUGACAGAUUUAUGGAGCAGAUUCAACAAAGCUUUUAUCCCCCCGGGUUUGAUCUGGCACAGCGGACUCGACGAGGCCGCUCCUGAAAAAGUGCCAAGAAGACUUAACUUCUGACAUUCCUUUAGGAGGUCCAGCACAAGAGAAAAUAAGGGACGGUUUAUAUUUUUAUACGUAGGUUUAGCAGUGACACAGUCAGUCGGCGAGGUGACGGUUUGUGUGUGUCCGGAUGAAAAUGAGCUUCUCAGGUCAUAAAAACUCCUCAGGGGUGUGAAAUAAUGGCAGAACCAAUUAGAAAACGCUGUAGAUGGUUCAAAGUUCCUUCAUACACGGUCACGUCUGUAUAUAUGAGCAACACUCAGCUGCAUGUGUAUAUUUUGAUUCAUUCGAGCUGAAAAGUUCAGUGUCAAAAACAGGACUUUAGAAAAAAUGUGAGAACGGCUGCUUUCAGAGGGAAAAACCUUCAGCUGGAUUUCAUCACAAAAUGCUGUAUUUAACGGAUGGUUCAAAUCCACAAUGUGCACAUUUUCCUGUGGCCUGUGGUGCUCUUUAUCCACCAACCAUAUUUUAGUUACAGGGCCAGUUUCCUUUCAGUCCGGUGGAACUAAAUGAAACUCUAUUUGCUGUUUCCUCCCAAAAUCAGUCGGUCCACAACGUUACAGCAGAAAUAAACAUGUUAACAGCCUGCUGCAGAAAUGUUUCUGCCCUCUGUGGAUGUUUUCAUCCUUCAUAAGAACUGUACAGUGGGUAAAUUUUUCCUUUAUGUUAGUUUAGAUUUUAUUGUGGCUUGAAAUUCGAAUUGUCCAACUUGGGAAGCUGUAGCUGUUGUUUGUCUACAGCUCAGAUAAUUUGGACCAUUUCUCUGUGUUCACACUGUUUUUUGAGCUUUUUUGUGAUGCAAAUCAUCCAUCAGGUCUGUGCUGUGGUUACAGUCAUUGACAUUCUCGUAUUUUAUCAGCCUGGUACUUUGCAGUAAUAAGCAACUGUAGGCAUGUCUGAGACCAAACUGAUAAAGGUGGAUGAAUAUCAGUGCAGGCCGGAGGAAGAACCUGUGAAUUUGUUUGAACUGCCCCUUUAAGCUGGUUGGUGUCUCCUGUGUUUCUCUGUAAGAUAAUGACUCAUGAGCACAAUUCAUUUCCUGCUGUGUUACAGGCAAAGCUUUUUCUGCCUUAUCUUUCCAACUGUGGAUGCAUGGAUGCACUGUGGGGCUUUUCAGAAUAUAAAAACUGGUUUUGAUCCCUUGACUUUCAGAAAAAGGGGACACAUAUUUAAAAUAAUGGUGCCUGAUUGUUGUUGAAUUAUUUGCAUGAGCUGCUUGUUGCUGCCUGAAAUUAAGUCGAAGUCACUGGAGACCAGAGAACCUCUUUUUUUUUUUUUAUGUAACAGAGACACUUUUAAAUGCUUCCUUUGAUUUUCCAACCUUUGACUGAUUCUUCAUAAACUGCUGAAUAUGGAAACCACAACAAACAUCAGAAAGCAUUUGCAAGUUUAUUUUUGGUCCUAAUUUUUCAAUUUCAAAACAGUCACAGCCAAACUUCUUCAACCUUGAGACUGUUAAAUUUUUACUUUGAUUUAAUAUAAUUUACAUGCUUGAGUUUAAAAAAAAAACUGAGCAGCAUUUCAGUAUACAGCAUGUCAGUUUAUUCAAUGAGUGAUUCAUGGAUAAAUCCAUACACUCAAAAUUAGGCUCUCGUUAAUCUCUACAUUUUUUUUGUGAACAUUUCUUUCUUUAACUUUUUGUCGUUUACACUGUUUCGUGCUGGUUUUAUAUAACUAGCUGUUUAAUUUCACCUCAAUAUUCAAGCACAAACAUUUUAUUGGUCAAAUAAAGACCAGAAUUGGAUUCCUUAGGAAACUGUAAAAGUGCCUGGAAAAAGUGAACAAACGAAUAAAGCAAAGAAAACCAGAGAAAAACGUCAAAUAUCGCUUUAGUUCAGCAGCUCCAGAUUAGACUUUUUAUUUUAGAAGUUAAUCUAAGUGAAAAUCUUUCUGACUUUUGAGAAUUCAGAAGUUCUUUCUUCCGUCUUGUGUCUCUGCCUUUUGUAUAAAUCUGUUUGAGCAUGUCAGGAUCUGAGUUUGCUUCCUGUUAGCGUCUGCCUUAAAGUCGGAGCUUGUGUUUGAGAUCACUGGUGUUUGGUUGGUUUGUCUGCUUUGUGGGUUUUUUGUUGUUUGCUUGU
This is a messenger RNA of Pelmatolapia mariae (spotted tilapia), 6943 nucleotides long. RefSeq names its product serine/threonine-protein kinase 4. Lineage: Eukaryota; Metazoa; Chordata; Actinopteri; Cichliformes; Cichlidae. The record is from RefSeq and is a predicted model, not a curated record. Bases 382 to 1893 code for a protein of 503 amino acids. The transcript is spliced from 11 exons. Gene Ontology annotation, biological process: protein phosphorylation; intracellular signal transduction; regulation of MAPK cascade. Gene Ontology annotation, molecular function: ATP binding; protein serine/threonine kinase activity. Gene Ontology annotation, cellular component: cytoplasm.